GGCUCGCGAGUUACUUUGUCCGGCCGGCGCCGUCCCGACUCCGCUCCGCCGUCGUCCCCGGGCUCCUUCGCGUGGCGCUAGGGCGUCGUCGUCGGCAGCAGCAGCAGCAGCAGCGCCAUGAUCGCCUCGCACUUGCUGGCCUACCUGUUCACCGAGCUCCACCACGACCAGGCGCAGCGGGUUGACAAGUACCUUUAUCACCUACGGCUUUCAGAUGACACCCUCCGUGACAUCUCAGAACGGUUCCGGAAGGAAAUGGAGAAGGGCCUGGGGGCGGACACCAACCCUACAGCCUCUGUGAAAAUGCUGCCAACCUUUGUGAGGUCCAUUCCUGAUGGAACAGAGGAAGGCGACUUCUUAGCAUUGGAUCUUGGUGGCACAAACUUCCGGGUGCUAAGAGUCAAAGUGGCAGAUAAUGGCAGCAAGAAAGUUGAGAUGGAAAAUCAGAUCUAUGAUAUUCCGGAAGAACUGAUGAGAGGCAGUGGGACGCAGCUCUUUGACUACAUUGCUGACUGUUUGGCUAACUUCAUGGAGCAGCUGCAAAUAAAGGACAGGAAGCUGCCCCUGGGCUUUACCUUCUCCUUUCCCUGCCACCAGACCAAACUGGACGAGAGCAUCUUGGAUACGUGGACCAAAGGAUUCAAGUGCAGUGGUGUGGAAGGGAAGGACGUGGUUUCGCUGUUACGGAAAGCUAUAAAGAAGCGAGGGGACUUUGAAAUUGAUGUUGUAGCUGUGGUGAAUGACACCGUUGGGACAAUGAUGACCUGUGGCUAUGAUGACCACAACUGUGAAGUUGGACUUAUUGUUGGUACCGGGUCAAACGCUUGCUACAUGGAGGAGAUGCGCCAUAUAGAGACGGUGGAGGGUGACGAGGGCCGCAUGUGCAUCAACAUGGAGUGGGGAGCCUUCGGAGAUGAUGGAUCCCUCAAGGAUAUCCGGACAGAGUUUGACCAAGAGAUUGACAUGGGCUCCCUGAAUCCUGGCAAGCAGCUGUUUGAGAAGAUGAUCAGCGGCCUGUACAUGGGCGAGCUGGUCAGGCUCAUCCUGGUGAAGAUGGCCAAGGAGAAGCUUCUCUUCAACGGGAAGGUCCCCGACGACUUGAGGAAGAAGGGCUGCUUUGAGACCAAAGACGUGUCUGCCAUCGAAAAGGAGAAAGAAGGCAUUUCAAAAGCCCAAACAAUCCUGGAGCAGCUGGGCCUGGAGCCUUCCUACGAGGACUGCGUGGCCACCCAGAGAGUCUGUGAGAUCGUCUCCACCCGCUCGGCCAACCUCUGCGGGGCUGCUCUGGCUGCCGUACUCCACCGCCUGAAGGAGAACAGGGGGGUCGACUGGCUGCGCACCACCGUCGGGGUAGAUGGCACCGUCUACAAAAAACACCCUCAUUUUGCCCGCCGCCUUCACAAAGUGGUACGUCGCCUCCUGUCUGGCCAUGAAAUCCGAUUCGUCCGGUCAGAAGACGGGAGCGGCAAGGGAGCCGCCAUGGUGACCGCGGUGGCGUAUCGGCUGGCUGCCCAGCACAAGGCGCGCCAGGAGAUCCUCCGCCCUCUCCGGCUCAGCCAGCAGCAGCUGCUGGAGGUGAAGAGGAGGAUGCAGCGAGAGAUGGAGGGGGGCCUGGCCCAGCAAACGCAUGCCAAGGCCACCGUGAAGAUGCUGCCCACCUACGUGUGCGCCACUCCGGAUGGGACAGAAAAAGGAGACUUCCUGGCCUUGGACCUGGGCGGAACCAACUUCCGUGUGCUUCUGGUGCGCGUACGAAAUGGGAUGCGGCGCAGCGUGGAGAUGCACAACAAGAUCUACACAAUUUCAGAAGAUAUUAUGCAAGGAACAGGAGAGGAACUGUUUGAUCACAUCGUCAACUGCAUUUCGGACUUCCUGGAGUACAUGGGGAUGAAGGGGGCUUCGCUUCCCCUGGGAUUUACCUUCUCCUUCCCUUGUCAACAAAACAGACUGGAUGAGGGCAUUCUCCUGCAAUGGACCAAGGGCUUCAGUGCUUCUGGUUGCGAAGGAGAAAACGUGGUGGGGCUGCUGAAGGAAGCCAUCCUCAGAAGAAAGGAGUUUGAACUGGAUGUGGUGGCUUUGGUGAAUGAUACGGUGGGCACCAUGAUGAGCUGUGGGUAUGAAGACCCUCUUUGUGAAGUGGGGCUCAUUGUUGGAACCGGCACCAAUGCCUGCUACAUGGAGGAGCUGAGGAAUGUGGAGCUGGUGGCUGGGGACCAAGGCAGGAUGUGCGUCAAUAUGGAGUGGGGGGCCUUUGGGGACAAUGGCUGUUUGGAGGAGUUCUGGACAGAGUUUGAUGCCACCGUGGACGAGAACUCCCUCAACCCUGGGAAGCAACGAUUUGAGAAGAUGAUCAGUGGGAUGUACCUGGGAGAAAUUGUCCGCAAUAUCCUGAUUGAUUUCACCAAGCGAGGACUUCUCUUCCGCGGGAGAAUCUCUGAACGGCUAAAGACCAAAGGGAUCUUUAAGACCAAGUUCCUGUCUCAGAUUGAGAGUGAUUGCCUGGCGCUGCUUCAGGUCCGUCACAUCCUCCAGGACCUAGGUCUGAAGAGCACCUGUGACGACAGCAUCAUUGUGAAGGAGGUGUGCACCGUGAUCGCUCGACGUGCCGCUCAGCUGUGUGGGGCAGGAGUGGCCGCGGUGGUGGACAAGAUACGAGAGAACCGAUAUUUGGACUUCCUGAAGGUCACUGUCGGUGUGGAUGGGACCCUCUACAAACUCCAUCCACACUUCUCCAAGGUGAUGCAUGAGACCGUGAAGCAGCUUUCGCCCAAGUGCGAGGUGUCCUUCCUCCAGUCCGAGGAUGGCAGCGGGAAGGGGGCGGCCCUUAUCACUGCGGUGGCAUGCCGGUUGCGGGAGGCUGGCCAGCAUUGAGAAGGGCCCCCAAGCAUGCAGCUGGAGCCACCACUCCCUCCCUGCCCGGUCUCCAAUCGUCUUGUCUUCCAAAAUUGCUCCUGAUAGAGCCUAUCCGGGCCAGGUCCUUUGCACAUAGAUAGCAAGCCUCCCUGUAGGAUACGGGCCUCUUCUUCCGGUUGACCUCCAAGAGCUGUUCGGUGUCCUUCAGCCGUCUCUGAUCAGCCCGUGGCCCUCUCACAUCUGAAGCACCUGGUGCUGACCAGAUCAUAGCAUAGCAGAAGCCCAUUUCCACUGAAGGCAGUGAACCUGCUUAUAUUACGACACAAGCAUUUGUAGUAGGAUAGCAAGUAUUGGCAUUAGGAGAGCAGGGAGGUUCUCCAACCAUGAUUCUUGAGAUAAGCUCAGGGGAUUUGGGUGAGCAGAGGCCGGGAUAUCCCAGGACCCCAAGAGGCUGCCUACUGAUCUUCCUUUGAGAGGCUGCAAUGCCAUCCAGAGCGUGGGCUGCCUGUGGCCUCGCUGCUCUUUUCUGCUGCAAACAGCCCCCCACCCCAAUCCAUCUGAAGGGUCCUUGACACCCCAAAGCUGGCAAAGGACUGUUGUGGCCCCAUCCAGGAGGGAGGGAGACGCUACCUGGGCCCUUGAGAAGCCCCGCUUCUAUUUUCCCUCACAUUUUAUAAACCAGCACCUUAGUUUGCAGCUUCUCUGUGAAUUGGCUUCUUUCUUGAGUUUUCACCUCUGCCAGGUUUGGGACUGCAAACCCCCCCGCCGGUCCUUUGUGGGGGGGGAAGGGAAGCCUCUUCCCCACCUGUUUCUUGGGGAAGCUCAAGUGCAUUUUGAAGUUUUGAGGGCAAAGGGGGGAGGAGGAGGGGAAAGGCUUCUCCAGACCUGAACCGUUGACUUUCAAGGGAGACCCCUGCAGGAAAGCCGCCUCCAAAAAGCCAGGUGGGCAGCUGGGAUGGCAGAGUCCCCGCUUGCCUUUCCGCGGCCUCCUGCAGAUGACAAGCUCCCCUUCCAGUUCUGAAUCCAGCCACGGGAUGGGCAGCUGUGAAGAGGGAAACAACGCCGCUGCUUUCCUCAGGGACCACGAGUGGCAAAGAGCCAACGACCCAAAACCUCUCUUUAUGGCGGAAGAUCUGUUUAAUCGGAGUCAAACUUUACCUGUGACAUCCAGUACAAUUUUGGCAGUCAUUUUGAAGAGAAAUUAUUCUAUUUUUUUAUCUCUCUAUGUAUAUAUUUAUAUUUAAGGCUUGGAUUACUGAAACAGAAACGUUCAAGGAAAUAUUCCAUUUAAAAUUCCUAUUCUUUUAAGCAUUUAAAAUGAUUGACUAUUUUAGGAAAGCUUCAAUCUUGCAAUAAAGAGGAACCACUCCAAACAGCCUGUGUGGAAAAGACCAAAUGAAAAUUUGCGAUGGGACAAAUAUUAAAUUUAUCUAUUUUUAUACAAGGGAAAACAAAAAGAAUAAUCCGAUGCCAAACCUUUUUGUGGAGACUUUACUACAAAUAAUACCUCUCUGCUGAAAUGAUUGAAAACAAUAUUUGAUCUACUGUAAUUACAGAGAAAGUAAUUCCCUAUAUGUAUUUUUCUGUGGAAUUUACAUUCAUGAGAUUGUCAAGAAUGUAGAAAUGCCUUGCAUUUUCUUAGUAGUGUGCUUGUUUUAGUGAACAGAACCUUUUGCUUAAUAAGAUUGUUAACUUGAAAGAAAGAAAGGAAUUAGAAAUAAAACCUCUUUUGUCAGA
Messenger RNA from Pantherophis guttatus, 4590 nucleotides. Its product is annotated as hexokinase-2-like. Gene Ontology annotation, molecular function: ATP binding; D-glucose binding; glucokinase activity. Gene Ontology annotation, cellular component: cytosol; mitochondrion. Lineage: Eukaryota; Metazoa; Chordata; Lepidosauria; Squamata; Colubridae. The record is from RefSeq and is a predicted model, not a curated record. Gene Ontology annotation, biological process: carbohydrate phosphorylation; glucose metabolic process; glycolytic process.